Mycena citricolor is the source of this 1817-nucleotide messenger RNA. The record is from the annotation of a GenBank genome assembly. NCBI's taxonomy places the organism in Eukaryota, Fungi, Basidiomycota, Agaricomycetes, Agaricales, Mycenaceae.
UCUGGCCCUGUCUUCCGCCGCCCGUGUCGUCACACGCCGCUGAUAGAGUCUGGUGCAUGCUCGCAGCGGGUCGCUAUAUAUCCCUAAAAGAGCGGUUAAUGACGAUAGCUCGUGGUAGGUAAACCUUGUAUGGAUCGUACGAGAUGCGCUGCGAAGAUCCAUCAUCAUUUCCUCUCCAGCGCCCUUCGCGGCGCAGACGGGCCUGGGAUUCUGGGUUGGAUUAAUUGCGGAUGCGUAUAUAGAUGGGGCACGAGACGGGUGAUAAGACCUGCUCGAACCGAGGGACGAGCCAGCACAGCACAGCACAACACGCGCACUCUCCUUCUGUCUCUCCAUGCCGCCCUCACAUCUCACCACCCGUGGCCUGGCGCUCAAUCACAUCCCGGCUGUAGUCGUCAUCGUGCUCGCGUCCGUGCUCGCCUCGAUCGUGGCGGUUCUGUUUGUGUACAUCAUCAUCAAGAUCUGCUGUCGGACCCGCCCGUCGGCCGAGAGCAGGGAGCAGGCGCAGCAGAGGGAGCCCGACGGGGAAGCCGUGGUGUCGAUCCUCAACAAGGAGGGUGGCGGGGGGAACCCGUCAUCCUUCGACCUGAAAAGGGAAGACUCGACGUCUACCAACCUGCACACGCGAACCAAUCCUCCUCCUGCACCCGAGCGCCCCGUCUCCCCCUCGCGACGCCGGGGCGGGUACCACGUCCCUUUGCUGAACCCGUCCUUCCUCUUCCCGGCGCGGGCCUCGAACUCCGGCUCGGUCUUCCGGGAAGAGGGCAUCUGGCCUCCGCCGCGCCAGGAAAGCCUAUUCGUCGAUCCGCUCUCGCAUCCGCUCCCCGAGGAGUUCACGCAGCUCGUGUCGACCAUCAUGGGCGCGGUCGACACGGACAACCUGCGGCUCCGCAUGGACUCGACGUUCUCCGGAUCCUCCUCGACGGCCACCGUCACGUCCGGCCCGCACGCGCCGGCCACACCCUCGCCGAGCGUCGCAGCGGUGGCAGCGCCGGCGGGUGUUACGCGCACGCCGUCGCGGCGCAGUAGCUCGCUGUCCCGCGGUGCGCGCACCCACGCGCCGCGGCGGCUGCGCCUGUCCGCGUCGACGCCGAGCCUGCUCGUGUCGGAGGAGACGGACCCGCACUGGCCGCCGACGCCGGGGCCCAGCGUGUCGGAUCCGCCGCCGCCGGCCGUCGUCGUCGGGAUCGUCUCGCCGGCGUGGCCCGUGCGGCCGCCGACGCCGGGGCCGAGCCCGCUGAAAGGCGCGCUGGCGGUGGCGGGGCCCAAGCGGCCGGCGACGAGCGACGGGAGCAAAGCUGUGGCGAACUGGCUGGAACGCACGCCGAAGCGGCCGGGGACGUCGCCCGGGCUGAGUAGCUCAUUCUGAAGUGUUGUUGUCCAGACGAGACGGAAUAGAUUCGACGAUGAUGAUGAUGGUGGGGGGGGAGCGUCUUUGACUCCGGCCUAUGUCCGCAUAAUGCUACAGUGGCGUGGCGUGUGUCUAGGUAUGUCUAACGGGUGAGGGCUAUAUGCUACGACUAGGGAUAUAUGAGACGGUGGAUUUCUCCCCCUUCGCGGCAGCCUCCUCCUCCCUCAUGGCGCGGGCGAUCUUCAGGUCCAGGCACGGCGCGAACUUGGACUUUUCGCGGAUGCGCGCGCCGUACUUGUAGAACAGGAACGGCGACGGCAUCAGCAGCAGGCCGACCCCGCCGAGCAGCGUCGACGCCCAGUGGACACCCAGUCUGUUGAACAUCUGCACGGUGAACAGCGGGAACACGGCCGCGACGAGCGAGCGCAUGAAGGUGUUGGCCGCGAACGCAGACGCCGCAUACAUC